GAUUAGCACACAAACCAAAUAGGCUGCUGGUUCUCAUAGUGCACCCUGCCAGUCACAAGAAAGCUGCCCUUUUGUCUUCAUAACAGCUGAAAGCAAAUUAAUUGAGAAAAGGACCUUUAUUUAAAAGAGCAACUCGGCAGAAGACAAUGAGAUCAAAUAAUAGCAUCCAAGCAGCAAUUGAUCUUACAGCAGGAGCCGCAGGUGGGACAGCAUGUGUGCUAACAGGUCAGCCCUUCGACACAGCCAAGGUGAAGAUGCAGACGUUCCCCACCAUGUACAGGGGACUCAUAGAAUGUGCCGUGAAGACUUACAAACAAAUGGGCCUCCGGGGGUUCUACAAAGGCACCAGCCCAGCGCUUCUGGCAAAUAUAGCUGAGAAUUCGGUGCUUUUCAUGAGCUAUGGAUUUUGCCAAAAAGCUGUUAGGAGGAUUGUAGGCUUGGACAAGAAUGCAGAACUGAAUGAUUUGCACAAUGCUACUGCAGGCUCAUUUGCUGCUGCCUUUGCCGCACUGGCUCUUUGUCCUACAGAGUUGGUGAAAUGUCGCCUACAGGCCAUGCAUGAAAUGACGUUGUCAGGCAAGGUGAAAGAAGGACAGAACACGGUGUGGUCAGUGGUAAAAAGCAUCCUUCGCACUGAUGGUCCAAUGGGAUUGUACCAUGGCCUGUCCAGCACAUUGCUUCGAGAGGUCCCUGGAUACUUCUUUUUCUUUGGUGGCUAUGAACUGAGUCGCUCCUUUUUUGUAACUGAAGGAAAAACAAAAGAUGACAUAGGCAUCGUACCUCUCAUUAUUAGUGGGGGGGUUGGAGGAAUCUCUCUCUGGCUAGUGGUAUUUCCAGUUGACUGUGUUAAAUCCAGAAUCCAAGUCCUUUCCAUGACAGGAAAGCAGGCAGGCUUCCUCAGUACUUUUGGACGGAUUUUGAGGAAUGAAGGAGUAUUGGCUCUGUACUCUGGACUGAAACCCACCCUAAUCCGAGCUUUCCCUGCCAACGGAGCUCUGUUUGUAGCCUACGAAUACAGCCGGAAAGUGAUGAUGAAACAGUUUGAUGCGUAAUCAUGGUCCAAUGACCUACAUUGAGAAAGCUGCACAUGAUUGAAGAUCAAACAAACCGGGAGAAAUUGUCAUCAGGAAAAGGACAAAGGUCCCUGUGUAUAUGCCCAAUCUCUGUGAUCCAGUGUCAGGCUGCAUUGUUUAGAUGAAGACUGAACACAAAAACAGAAUGUCCAACCGGUCACUAUUAAUGAAACACAAGUUGUUCAUUUUAUGAAAGAGCAUGUUGCAAACUAUAAUGCUCUCAGCAUUAAGUCCAAUAAGUCACAUAGAACUGACCAUCUGCUAUGGGGCCAACGUUAUAGGUAUCCCCCCCAGCCUUCAGAAAUAGUAAUAUGAGUAAUAUUAUAUAUGUAGGCAUUUUAUGUUACACUUUCAUAUAAAACAACUAAUAUAUUUA
Xenopus laevis (African clawed frog) is the source of this 1449-nucleotide messenger RNA. Its product is annotated as mitochondrial ornithine transporter 1. The transcript is spliced from 7 exons. NCBI's taxonomy places the organism in Eukaryota, Metazoa, Chordata, Amphibia, Anura, Pipidae. The coding region runs from base 147 to 1052 and encodes 301 amino acids. The record is from RefSeq and is a predicted model, not a curated record.